AUGAAACGAUCGAAAUCAGAAGAAUCUCAUCCGACUCCAAGUCGAUCUGAUGAUCGUUUUUUUGUUUGUGCUUGCGUAAUAUUACCAUUUCUUGCUGAAGCAGCUUAUAUAUUUGAUGCUUUUUAUUAUCAUAGUUCUGCUAACUCCGCUAGUGGUUAUGAAGGUUUACUUUCAUCAAUUUUAAGUGUUUUUAUUUAUUUACAAUAUUGUGCACCACUUCGAUCACGUUAUAUACGUUUUUUUUAUCAUUUAAGUUUAUGGAUAUUAACUGAAGUUGGGACAUUAGCACAUAUAGUAUAUUAUGUUAAAAAAAAUGAUGCAUUACAUAUAAUUUUGUAUACUGUGUGGGCAACGGUAGAUACAAUCUAUUUUAUUUGCCUUAUUUGUUGUCGAGUAUUUUAUAAACAUCGUGGUCUUCAUGUUCAUGUACCAAUUGAACAAGAACAUUUAUUUCAUUUUAUGUCACGUUUAGAAGUUAUUCUUGCUUUAUUUAUUCCAGUUUUUUUCGAUAUACAUCUUACAACAUUAACAAGAGAUAAUAUUGCUUUUUAUAUAUUAUUUGAUUUUUUUGCUGAAUCAUAUCAUCGUUUUCGUGGUGCAGCUAUUAAAGCAACAUUAUACAUAUUUGUUGUUGUAGUAACAGCAUCUGUUGCAACAGAAUGGUUAUAUAUUGCAAAACAUGAACAUAAAUUUGAAAUAGCAUCAGUAAUAACUGAAAUUGUUGCUGCCUGUUUUUGUUAUUUAUUUAUUGUUAUGCAGUUUUUUCCGGGUAAUUUUAUUUUUAAAAAAAACCGAAAAUAUCGUCAUAGAGCAAGAACAAUAUCAACAGCAACAACAUCAGCAUUUAGACCAGCACGUGUUUCUACUGCUCGUACGGAUGAUAUGAUUUCGUAUGGUUUUGAUUCUGAGAGACAUAUUUCUACUGCUCGUACGGAUGAUAUGAUUUCGUGUGGUUUUGAUUCUGACAGACACAUUUCUACUGCUUGUACGGAUGAUAUGAUUUCAGAUGAUUAUGAUCCUGACAGACAUGUUUCAUAUUUUUAA
Molecule: messenger RNA, 1044 nt
Organism: Rotaria sordida
Lineage: Eukaryota; Metazoa; Rotifera; Eurotatoria; Philodinida; Philodinidae
Source: the annotation of a GenBank genome assembly